This is a messenger RNA of Hansenula ciferrii, 1176 nucleotides long. RefSeq names its product Vitamin H transporter. The transcript has a single exon. Lineage: Eukaryota; Fungi; Ascomycota; Saccharomycetes; Phaffomycetales; Wickerhamomycetaceae. Gene Ontology annotation, cellular component: membrane. Gene Ontology annotation, molecular function: transmembrane transporter activity. The record is from RefSeq and is a predicted model, not a curated record. Bases 1 to 1176 code for a protein of 391 amino acids. Gene Ontology annotation, biological process: transmembrane transport.
AUGUCUGGAACAGAAAAGGACAACGUUACCACCGUUGUUGACUCCAGUUUAUCUGAUGAUCAACAAACUUCAAAUGAGCACACACACUCAAGAGCUUCUCAUUGGAGUCAAAAAUUACCAUGGUUUAUUCCUCAUGAAAGAAUUGUUAAUGAAACUGCUGAAGAGAUUGCUGAAGGUUAUACAUUAAGAAAAAAAGAUGAAGAUGAAAGAGAGAAAUUAUCAUAUAACGUUAGAGAAUAUAGAGAUGAAGCUAAUAGAAAAUGGUACUCUUUUUUCAAUGAAUAUGAGUAUAGACUUACAAAAGUUGAACAAGCUAGACAUGAUUGGUGGAGAUGGUUUGAAAAAGGUACUCCAUCUGCUGAGAAGAAACUUAUCAAUAAAUUAACAAUUUUAAUUGGGUUUACAUCACUUCUUGGGUUUUGGUCAUUUAGUUUAAGUCAAACUAAUUUAAACAAUGCUUAUGUUUCAGGUAUGAAAGAAGAAAUUGGUAUGAAAGGUAAUGAUUUGAUUGAUACUCAAGUUUUAUUUUCAGCUGCUUCUAUUAUUUUCCAAUUACCAUUUAUAUACAUUCUUCCAAGAUUGAAUCCAACUUAUACAUUGUUCGUUGCAGAGUUGAUCUGGUCUAUAUUCACCUUAGCUCAAACUAGAGUGGAGAAUCCUCAAACAUUGAAAGCAUUAAGGUUUUUAGUUGGUGCUUCUGAAUGUGCAUUUUUCCCUUUGGUACAUUACAUGUUUGCAAGUUGGUUUCGUCCAAUGUUUGCAAGUAGACAAGGAUCAUUACUUUAUUUUGGGUUAUAUAUUGGGAAUUUAACGUCUGGGUUGCUUCAAGCAAGUAUUCAUGAUGCUUUAGAUGGUGUCCAUAACCUCGCUGGUUGGAGAUGGAUGUUUUUAAUUGAUGGUUUAAUAUGUUUAUUUAUUGCUUUUUUCACUUUAUUUACAAUUCCAGGGACUCCUUUUUACUGUUAUUCUAUUUGGUUGACUGAUGAUGAGAUUAAAUUAGCAAGAAAGAUUAUGAGAAGAAAUGGUACUGAUGAAAAACCACCAACUAGAAAACAAUUUUUUGACAAGGCCGUUUGGAAGAAGAUAUUCAGCUCGUGGCACUUCUGGGUGUUCACCAUCAGUAAUCUUGGGGGCUGCAAGUGGGUCUUUCAUUCUUUGGUUAAAGAGCUUGAAUAA